AUGAUGAAUAUAUUUCACAAGAAGUUUGGGUUGCACUGUUUCAGGACAAACCAGCUGGAGGCCAUCAAUGCUGCUCUGCUGGGGGAGGAUUGCUUCAUCCUCAUGCCCACAGGAGGUGGGAAGAGCCUGUGCUACCAGCUCCCAGCCUGUGUCUCUGCUGGGGUCAGCAUCGUUAUUUCUCCACUGAGGUCGCUCAUCAUCGAUCAGGUCCAGAAGCUGAAGACUUUAGAUAUUGCUGCAACAUACCUGACUGGUGACAGGACAGAUGCUGAUGCCUCAAAAAUCUACAUGCAGUUGUCAAAGAAGGACCCUGUCAUAAAGCUGCUGUAUGUCACCCCUGAGAAGGUGUGUGCCAGCAACCGCCUGAUGUCUGCCCUGGAGAACCUCUACGACAGGAAACUCCUGGCACGUUUUGUCAUCGACGAGGCCCACUGUGUCAGCCAGUGGGGCCAUGACUUCAGACAGGACUACAAGAGGCUGAACAUGCUGCGCCGGAGGUUCCGCUCCGUGCCCAUGAUGGCCCUCACUGCCACUGCCAACCCCCGUGUGCAGAAGGACAUCCUCAACCAGCUCGAGAUGCUCAAACCACAAGUGUUUACAAUGAGCUUCAACAGGCAUAACUUGAAAUAUGAUGUGUUGCCCAAGAAGCCCAAGAAGGUGGCGAUGGAUUGCUUGGAAUGGAUUAAAAAAUAUCACCCCCAUGACUCUGGGAUCAUUUACUGCCUGUCCCGGCACGAGUGUGACACCACGGCAGCCAUCCUGCAGAAGGAGGGGCUGGCUGCCCUGGCCUACCAUGCUGGCCUCACCGACUCCAACAGGGACCUUGUGCAGCAGAAAUGGGUUAAUCAGGAGGGAUGCCAGGUGAUCUGUGCAACCAUUGCCUUUGGAAUGGGCAUUGACAAACCCGACGUGCGCUACGUGAUCCACGCCUCCCUCCCCAAAUCCAUCGAAGGUUACUACCAGGAGUCUGGCAGGGCUGGCAGGGAUGGAGAGAUGUCCCACUGCCUGCUCUUCUACAGCUACAGUGAUGUGACCAGGCUGAGAAGGCUCAUCCUGAUGGAGAAGGAUGGGAACAGCCACACGAGGCAGACCCACUUCAACAACCUGUACAGCAUGGUGCACUACUGUGAGAACGUGGUCGAGUGCCGCCGUGUCCAGCUGCUUGCCUACUUCGGGGAGACCAACUUCAACCCCACCUUCUGCAAAGAUCACCCAGAAGUGAUUUGUGACAACUGCAGCAGGAAGAAGGAUUACAGAUCCAGGAACGUGACCGAGGAUGUGAAGGGCAUCGUGCGCUUUGUGCGCGAGCACUGCGGCCACGCGGGGCGGGCGAACGGCAGCAGGAACCCAGGCUCGGGCAGGUACACCCUCAACAUGAUGGUGGACAUCUUCUUAGGUUCAUCGAGUGCCAAGAUUCAGUCUGGCAUAUUUGGGAAGGGGGCUGCCUAUUCCAGGCACAAUGCUGAAAGGCUGUUUAGAAAACUGGUCCUGGACAGGAUCCUGGAUGAGGAUUUGUACAUCACAGCUAAUGACCAGGCAGUGGCAUAUGUGAUUCUGGGAGAGAGAGCUCAGGCUGUGCUGGAUGGGUCACUCCAGGUGGAGUUCCACGAGACAGAGAGUGCCAGUGCCAUCAGAAGGCAAAGGGCUUCCAUGGCAAAGAUGUCCCAGCGGGAAGAGGUGGUUAAACAGUGCCUCAAUGAACUUACAGACACCUGCAAAACCCUGGGCAAAGUCUUUGAUGUGCAUUACUUCAAUAUUUUCAGUACUUCCACCCUAAAGAAAAUAGCAGAAACCUUGUCCUCGGACAUGGAGGUGUUGCUGCAGAUCGAUGGUGUCACAGAAGACAAGCUGGAGAAAUACGGUGCAGAAAUCAUUAAAGUGAUGGAUAAGUACUCAGAAUGCUCCUUCCCAGAGGACGCUGCCUGCCCAGGUGUGGACACAGCCCCGGGCAGCACUGGCUCUCUGGGCAGCGAUGCAGAAGCAGAGGAUGCAGGUACAACCUCCAGCUAUUUUGACAAUAACACAAACCAGAGGAGGAAAAGGAAGCGGCCGCCAAACUCCAGGGACUCCAAGAGGAAAAAGACGAGUGCUGGUGGCAGGCAGCAGUUCCAGCCCAGGGGUGGCUACAGCAGGUACAGAAGGACCAAGAAGGUGCCGAGCUCCAAGGCUGCAGCUUCCUCCGGUGCCAGCUCCGUGUCCUACAGCUUUGGUGGCACACAGGGAGCUGCUGGGAAGCUGGCCAUGAUGGCACUGCCCAAACCCAAAUCCAGGAGCUUCCUUCAGCCUUCAUAUUCCGUAUUUUAA
Sturnus vulgaris (Common starling) is the source of this 2304-nucleotide messenger RNA. RefSeq names its product BLM RecQ like helicase (gene BLM). Gene Ontology annotation, biological process: double-strand break repair via homologous recombination; telomere maintenance; DNA replication. The record is from RefSeq and is a predicted model, not a curated record. Gene Ontology annotation, cellular component: chromosome; nucleus; cytoplasm. NCBI's taxonomy places the organism in Eukaryota, Metazoa, Chordata, Aves, Passeriformes, Sturnidae. Gene Ontology annotation, molecular function: four-way junction helicase activity; DNA binding; hydrolase activity, acting on acid anhydrides, in phosphorus-containing anhydrides.